Messenger RNA from Ectocarpus sp. CCAP 1310/34, 1004 nucleotides. NCBI's taxonomy places the organism in Eukaryota, Phaeophyceae, Ectocarpales, Ectocarpaceae. The record is from the annotation of a GenBank genome assembly.
AUGUUGCCUGGUUUGGAGCAUCGCUCCGCUCCCUCGACCCGGGGAAACGAAGCAUCUGGUGGUGGACGAUACGCCGAGGAAAUAGGCGACCGGAACAGCAACAACACCAGCAGCGGCAGCAGCAGCGACGGAGGGCUGGAUGUGGCCUGGUUUGCAGCAUCGCUGCGCCCCUUCGACCCGGGCAAACAGCUGAGGGCGAGGGUUGCUGGGGGCGUGCUGGGCGUGGAAACCCCUUUCGACCGUGGAAAGGCGUUGGGGCGGCGACGGCCGGGGCGCAUGCGCUCGAGGGUGGAGCAGCGGAGGAGGAUCUGGUGGCCACGGGAGCUGGGCGCCAAGGCAUGUUGGCGGAAGACUCCAAGGCUGGACCGAGGCGCAACGCGGGGAACUUUCGAGUUUUUUCUGUUUUGAGCGUUUUCUAGAUGCAGUGCCUAAUUUUGGUUGACAAUCGUGGUCAAAUGUUUUGCUGUUCAAUUUCUCGUUUGUGUGUGUAUUGUUGCAAAGGACUGAUCAUUGCUUGCUGCAGAUAAGCGUACCGUCGUGAUGGUAGACAGAGACACUGGAAACCUUUGUCGCCAACCACUGUUGCUCGUUGUACACAAAGCAAUCUGAACUUUUGAUGAUAUUGAACGUUGCAGCAGGGGGUGUUUUCCAACGACCGGUUAUUUUCAAGAUGCAUUUGUGUCGAUCAGGUGUUUGGCCACAGCCACUUGCCGAACUUUUGCAACGCAUUUAUCGUACGGGCAGUCGAUUUUCACUGGCAUAGGGCACACGCUGGUAGACGAUGUGCUGGGUGCUUAUGAGUGUAUGUUUAUGCUUUUGUGCUUGACCUGUAGCACAUAACGGGACGUUCGCCUUGACGGAUGAAAUGAAGGAGGCACGCUCGGGGGACGGGGUAUUGUAGUGUAGGUAUACAUGUGUUGGCACUGGUGGGCUUGUGGACUACUUUGUCUAGAGUUUGGGGGGAACAUCGGUGAUUGUAUCACGAUGCAACGAGGAACGGGGUU